AUGCCACCGCUAUCCGCUGUCCAGAAAGCGGCGGUAGCCAGUUUCGUGUCGAUAACCGGGGCCUCGGAUAAGACUGCUAGUAGAUACCUCAAAAACACAGGAUACAAGUUGAACGAAGCCGUUGAUGCGUUCUUCCAGGGGAAUGCUAGUGCAUCAACUACGACCAACGAAUCACGACUUACGAAACUGUUUGACAGCCUCAGGAAUACUGAGGAGGACCCGAAAGAUGCACUCGGUGCGGAUUCAUCCAUGGCCUAUCUGACUUCUAUCGGCGUCGAUCUUGAAGGGGCGUCACUAUUUCUUGCUAUGGAACUCGUCCAGGCUCCUACUAUAGGCGAAAUAACCCGAAAAGGCUUCAUAAAUGGCUGGAAAGCCAACCCGGCGGCCGAGGUCAAGAUCGAAGGCCAGAAGCAAUACUUCAAGCGUCUUGCCGACUCACUAAGCAGGGAUCGAGAUUUAUUUCGUAAAGUCUACCGGUACGCUUUCGUGGUCGGUCGAGAAGGAGACCAACGGGCACUCUCACUAGAUAACGCGAUCUUGUACUGGGAGCUACUUUUCAAGAAGCCAGGCGUGCUAUGGAUUGGACAGACUACGGGUACUGAUUGGUUGGCUGAGUGGAUUGCGUUUCUGCGAGAGAAUUGGACACGGUCUGUCAGUCGCGAUAUGUGGAAUCAGACUUUCGAAUUCGCUUUAAAGAGCAUGGCGGACGAAACACUGAGCUUCUGGAGCGAGGACGGAGCUUGGCCAGGAGUUGUUGACGACUUUGUGGCCUGGUAUAAACGCAAGUCGUCGGAGAUGGACGUCGAUGCUUGA
Daldinia childiae is the source of this 813-nucleotide messenger RNA. Its product is annotated as Defective in cullin neddylation protein 1. NCBI's taxonomy places the organism in Eukaryota, Fungi, Ascomycota, Sordariomycetes, Xylariales, Hypoxylaceae. The transcript has 5 exons. The record is from RefSeq and is a predicted model, not a curated record. Gene Ontology annotation, biological process: protein neddylation; positive regulation of ubiquitin-protein transferase activity. Gene Ontology annotation, cellular component: ubiquitin ligase complex. The coding region runs from base 1 to 813 and encodes 270 amino acids. Gene Ontology annotation, molecular function: cullin family protein binding; ubiquitin conjugating enzyme binding; ubiquitin-like protein binding.